Messenger RNA from Lynx canadensis (Canada lynx), 5648 nucleotides. RefSeq lists its product as uncharacterized. The transcript is spliced from 2 exons. The coding region runs from base 47 to 1111 and encodes 354 amino acids. The record is from RefSeq and is a predicted model, not a curated record. NCBI's taxonomy places the organism in Eukaryota, Metazoa, Chordata, Mammalia, Carnivora, Felidae.
UGCACGCCACGCUGAGGGUCCCCUGCCGGUGUCCUGUGGGUCCUGCAUGCGUCACACCUGUGUCGCACAUGAAGCCACAGCCUGGGAGAGGAGGGACCUAGAGGUCUUCUCAUCUGUCCACCUCUGUUUUAGCCAAGAAAACCAGGACUCGGAGCAUGGUCUCAUGAGGAGGUGCCACGCGGGAGGGGAGCUGAAGUCCGGUCACCGGGCACGCUGGUGGUCCUGGGUGUCAGGGGACAGCAGGUGCUGCUCAGGUCCACGAGCACAGUCAGCGCCUCCACAGGUGGACAUCUCCGCUGGCCCUUGUUGCGAUCAGCUUCUCUCUGUCCCUCAGCUCUGCCCAGAGCCGUGUGGCCUCGACCUGGCAAGUUGCGGGGCGGGGUGGGGGGGGGGGUGUCUCAGGCUUCCAGAACAGCAGCCCCCCCCCCCCCCACACACACGCUGCCCUGUCCUCCUCCGGUUAGCCCUGAGCUUUGCGGACAUCCCGCGGGUGCCAGGGAGUUCUCUGGCCCCGGAAUCCCCUCUCACCUGCUGGGAAACGCCAGGACCUCGGUCCCUGGGGAGCCGCUCUCCAACGAUGCACCCGAGGUCCAAAGACUCACAGACGACUUCCUUUCCAGUUACAAAAUAUCUCACACACACACGACUGAGGACGGUAGGGACCCUCACCUGUGUGCCCACACCCACAUCAACCAGACUGGCAGCGGAGGGUCUCCAAGGUGUGUCCUGGCCUUCUCGGGGUCGUGGGGUGAUGGGGGCAGAGCCACCACAGGAGCGUCCCCUCCCGGCAUGUACGGCCUGCAGGGCCAGGCGUCGGGUGGGAUGCGGGGCUCCCCGUAGCUGGGCACGGUCACCCUCACGGACCACGGGGCACCGGGGCUGCGUGCUGCCCGCCUCCCGACCCGAUGCUUCAGAGAACUGGGAGCUGCCGCCAUCCGCGAGCGUGGCCUUCCCUCUCAAGUCCGCUGGUUUGUUGCUGCCCGCUUGGCCGUUGCGGGAGAACGCUGGCAUUGGCUCCCAGAAAUACACUCUGGGCUGGUGGCACUUACCCCCCCACCCCCACCCCGGGGGGCUGGCUUCAGGGAAGUCGGACCUGCCUGGUCGUGAUUAAUGGACACAGAUCUGCCCGGGAGAAGCUAACGUAACAAGAGCCGUAGGCCUCUGCCUCUGCGCUCCUGCCUCGGCUGCGGGCGCACGCGUGUGUUUCUGUUGGCCGCGGCCCAGAUACCAUCGAGAGGUGGAAAACAAUCUGGAAAUCUGAACAGUGUUGAACAAGGAAAGAAAAUGCUCUAUCGACCCGAACAAACAGAGAUACGGUCUCUCCGCCCCCAGCCCCCCGACGUGAUGCUCCGCUGGGUCUGGGAGGAAAACAAUGAGACGCUGAAGGAGAAACACGUGAAAACACGCAGCCUGCGAAGACAGAACAGAGUGCAUCCGUCCCUCGGCCACAGCCCCGGACAGACCCUGGGACCCCGGGGCAAGCCCCCCGGGAAGAGGGACCUGGCGAGCGGGGCAGGGCUCUCCCGGGGCCCCCGGCCCGGCCCAGGUGGCCUCUCUGUCUGCUCUGUGGACAGCACGGGCGUCCGGGUGUGAUGUGAACGCCUCUCCACGUGUCACCCGCUUCCCUGUCACGGACAUAAAACUUAACCUUUUUACCCAAUUAUGGAGGACGGGAUUCUAAAGGGGCCCCGACAUUUCCCGGCGUGGGGCACCUGCCUGGGACACUUUUCCCCAUGCAAUGGGGCGUGGGCACAUCUGUGGACGCUUCACACGGCCAAGAGGACUUCGUGAGUAUAAUUCAGGCUGCGGGCCAGUGCACUUGGACGUCAACCAAAGGGAGGUCGUUUGGGUGGGCCCGGCCCAGUCGCUGGAGCCUUUUACGUCUGAGCAGGGAGGUCGGAUCAGAGAGCGCGUGCGGUCCUGCUGGCCUGCAGAUGGUCGCGUGAUGCCGCCGGCCCGAGGGCCACCAAGCAGGGGGGUGCGGGCAGCCUCCACAGGUCAAGAGAACGAGAUGGUUCUUCCCCAGAGCUGCCCGCAGGGGACACAGCCUGGUCACGCGUCGGUUCCGGCUUCGUGAGACCCUGAGCAGAGAACCCGGUCACGCCACGCUGACUCCUGCCCCACAGAACCGUGGGCCAGUGAAGCAAGCGUUGGCCGAGCUACUAAAUCGUGAUUAUUUAAUACGCAGCAACAGGUAAUCAUACAAAAAGCAGCACAAACGCAUGGUUGCAAAGUUAGCAAAACCAGACGCAAAAAGAAGGGAAUGAAAACCACUGAUGGUGAGUCCGCCCAGACGGGCCUCUGGCUAACGUCGCUGAGCAGCCUUUCAUGUAUUCUCUCUCUCUCUCUCUCUCUUGCACAUUUACCAGCUGUAUCGGGCUGCGGUUGACCUACACCACGUUUUAAUGUUUUUAAAUCAUGGUACGGUUCGUCAGGUGGACGUGCGCUUGCUCCCACGAAGGCUGCCCCUCAAUCAGGAUAUUGAACCUGUCCUACUCCCCGGAGUCCCUCAUGCUCCUCUGAGGCCCCUUCCGCCCACGCCCGCCCAUCCCCGCCACCCCCAGGUGCGUGAUGACACCGUUCUGUCACUGUGCAAUGCAGCAGUCCCCCCCCUUAACUGUGGUCUCAGUGACCGGCGCUCAGCCGUGGUCCCGGAGCAGAUGAUCCUGCAUCACCAGCCCUCGUCACUGGCCCACCUCACCGUGUGGGCGUUCCGUCACCUCCCAGCCUCCCAGGAGGAGGGGCGAGUGCAGGGCAAGAAGACAUUUCGGGAAGAGAGAGACCACAUUCACGUACCUUUAAUUAUAGUGCAUGGUUAUAAUCGCCCUAUUAUUAGUUAUUGCUAAUUUCGUACUGUGCCUGAGUUUAAAGUACACUUCACCGCAGGUGCGUAUGUGGAAGAGAACAGUCUCUGGAGGGUCUGGUGCUGUGUCUGGCUUCGGGCAUCUGCUGGGGGACUUGGAAGCAUCCCCUGCAGAUAAGGGCGGGGGGUGCUUCUGUGCUCUCACGUCCAAGAACCGUGUGUCGGUGGAAUCAUGCAGUCUGUGCUCCUUGGUUUAGUGUUUUGAUCUCCGUGUUUCCUCACGCUGCCUUCAAAUUCAGUAAGUUCAAGUCCAUCUGCGAGGUCGGACCUUCCGUUGAUCCCAUCCAGCCACUUUCCAUAUGAGACUCACCGUUCUUGUCUCUGGCCUGUGAUCUGGGUCCUUCUGGCCUCUCUCCACCCUGUUUAAGGUGCGCGUCUCCCCCUCCCUCCUGGAACGCACGGGGUCAAGUUAUGACGAGGGCCACAAUGUCCUGUCUACCCACACAUUCAUCUGUGUCACGUCACCCUGUUUCAGUCAACUUGUCCUAAUGGGUCACACUUCCCUGCUUCGUGGCACGCCCGGUGGCAUUUCACCGGAUCCAGACGUUGUGUGCUUUACCUCGUCGGGGGCCACGGAGCUUCGUAGUUGCGUGACUACUGCUCUCCUCAGAUGCGUGUCCUGCUCAGCGCUCCCCUGUCCUGGGUCUGUCUUAUCAAGCUCCCCACACUCCAGCCCCUUGUCCCCAGGCGGUGAGCCGGCACCGGGGGGCGGGGGGCUCAGCUGGGCUUUGUUCCCAUCCUGCGGCAUAAUGUCCUUCAUUUCCUCAUGGCCAGCGUCUCCAAGAGAGCCCUUUCCUGUUUUGUCCGGUGUUUUCUUGGUUCAGACCAGAGGGUAACUCUAGUUCCUGUUAUUCCGUCUCAGCCAGAUAUAGAAAUAUUGGCGUAUAUUUUGAAAAAGAAACAAUCAAGCCAGACCCGGGGUUUUGAAUCCUGGUCACCAUGCCUGGAAAUGGUCAGUCAGCGGGGUUCGGGCUAUCUCCCUGCAGAAGGCCCGGGGAGGUUGGCUGCAGCAGAUCGAGCCCCACCCCGUGCCCUCGGGGUCACUGCUGGGCUUAGGUCCCCGUCGGAUGUGCCCAUGGGCCCGUCUCGUCUGUGGGAACCCCCGAAGUGAGCUCUGGGGAGCCGGGUCCUGAGACGCUGACCAGGGUCAGAGUGGGGCAGGGGGACCCUGGGUGAGGACGGGCUGCCCGUGGAGGAAAACUCACAGGCGAGCAGGAGAUCCUUGUCGGGACCUGGUUCCCGGGGCCGAGGCGGGGAGGCAGCCGCGUCCACAGGGCCGGCCUCCCGGAGCCGACACGCUCACACCGUGAGUGUUGAAGGAAACCACGACCUGUCGUAACGGUGUUCCCCAAACUUUUUUAACGUAAAUUUAGUGAGUUGAACCUAUCGGUCUCCUAACUAGAGCGAAUCCAUCUGUCCGUCCACACCCAAGUUCCUGUUCGGGGCCCUGAGAGCCGGCCGCACCCCCACCCCGUCCUCCGGUCCAGGACCCGGGAAGGGACGGGGCGCUCGGAAAUUCUCUGCCACGGAAGCUCUGCGCACACAUCGCUGUCCCGGGGAUGUCAGUCCUGUCCAGCGUCAACCUGAGCGAUGGUCCCCUAACCACAGCAGUGACACCAAACGAGAGGAAAUUGCUUUCUGUGAGAGAGCCCAAAAAUCGCAGUUUCUGGAUCCAUAGAAGAGACGUGUUGAAUAGAGUGACGGGAAUGUUCGAUUUGCUCCGUCUAGAAAUCACAUGAGAUGGGAGCCAUUUACUAAUAAGAUUCACAUGUGUGGAACGAACCCAUAAAACACUACCCUGAAAUUAUAAUCUUACCAGGUCUCUAAAACAUGGCGUAAACACUUAGUAAUAGCAAUAAAACCAAAGGAGGAAAAAAGUUGAAUUUAUUUUAGAAGACAAAAAUCUGGCUGUGUGUCUGGGUUAUUUUAGUGAAUUUAUUGGCAAUAAUAAAGAUAGUGUAAUUACAGUACUUAUAAAUAGGAUAAAAUGUAAGAAUCUCAUGCAAGAGUUAUUUAAAUACUCCACAGUUGUAGAACAUUAUCUAAAAAUUAUAAUCUGAGAGGUUUGAGACAUUGAUUAAUCACUUCAUGGCAGUAAAACUAAGAGAAAAACCAGAAUUAACUUUAGCAGAGAGGAAAGUGUCAUGCUGUGGUUUUGGGUCUUCAGAAGCCUCCUUGGAGGAUGGGGACAACUUGAAGGCAAGUCACUUCUGCUUUGAGGCUGCGUGGACAGUGCUUGGUGUAGACACAUCUCUGGGCACGUCAAUGGGCAUAUGCAUGUCGGGGAGUCCUGGGGUGAGGCCCCGGACCCCUAGGCAGUUUCUUCCUCCCGUUCUGGAAUCUGGGGAAGGACCGACCCUCUGCUGUGAGGCCAGGGUGAGGGAAGGAGGGAGCCCAGGUCGGCGACACCUUGUUCCAUGGGCAGGCUGGGUCGAAAGAGUUCUGUCUCCCGCUUCUGACUGUGAUUUUCUGCUGUGGCGAAGCGUUCCCAGGGCGGUGACUUCCCCGCGUGAUCUUUAAGGGCAUGGACUGUUUUGGCGCGUCCAUUAAUCCCGCACACAUUUGGGUGUUUUCUUUAUGUUUAACUCAGCCGCAUCAAUGUGUCCUUGGAACCCUUUGGGUCACCGUCCAGAGGGCCCCCUGAGACCCGCUCUCUCUCCGUGUUCCCGAGCUUCUUUCUCUGACGAACUGGGUCACCAGGCCCCCCUGCGUGCCAAAGCUCGGUCGGGGGCUCGGUCGGGGGCUCCCCGUUGUGGAAAAUGCCCGUUUUCAAAAAAAUCUUUAU